AUGAAGUUUGAACGACUAGCUUUACCCAUUGGUCACGAUAGGAAACCGUUUGUACCGCCGCAACCGAACUACGGUCGGCUUCUCGAUUUCACCGAAGAGGAGAAACAUGAGAGAGACACGAGGGAGCACCGCUUGUACACACCUUAUGUUCCCCCGAAAGAGAAGCCUAAUCACACAAUUCCAUUUUGCAAUCCGCAAAUUGAGCGCUUAGCGCAGCCUAAACAUCCUCAGGAACCUCGCCAGCUACCACAAGGCCAGUUGAAAGCUCCCGCUCAGAAUGGUCGCAGGCUGACAUCUUCAGCUUUCGCUCGGUCCGUAUCGCUCAAAGCAGAUCUGCCACAACGUGUUGAUCCUAGCUCAAAGAAUCGUUCCCAUUCCAUGGGUAAAUCCCCGAGCUCCAGCCAGACGAAAUCAUUGUCGGAUCAAAACACAAGGAGUUCUUAUUUGAAACGACACCGGAGGCAAGUCCAAGACUUGAAUCAACUCGCAGCUUCUUAUAAGGAGGAUAGAUCACAGCACACCUACGGGGGAACUACUAUAAUUUCAUACACACCAUCGGCCUUGGCUCAAGCCAGAGAGCGUUGUGUGUCAAUUGAUGCUUCUAAGAUUGAGUGGAAGAGUUUGGAACCGCUUAGACGCACCGAGUCAAUGCAUCCUUCACGCCUGCAGUGUGAAAAAAGCACGGUUCCGCGGUCCGUAUCGGCGUGUCCCCCUGCUUCAAGAGCCAUGACUGAGGCAAUAGGGAGUCCAAAAGUUCAGAUCGUUGUCUCGCAGGCUGUGCCCAAAAAAUCACUCGACACGAUGCCUAAGCCCCCAAUGCAGGUACGCACUCGUCGCCUUGUGUGUGAUAACGACGAUCCAAAUUUAAUGCCAUGGGAGAAGGAGCCCCCACCAGUGGCCCCGGUAGUAAUCUAUGCCACGGCACGUUGCACCUGA
Molecule: messenger RNA, 936 nt
Organism: Phytomonas sp. EM1
Lineage: Eukaryota; Euglenozoa; Kinetoplastea; Trypanosomatida; Trypanosomatidae
Source: the annotation of a GenBank genome assembly